GACUCCAACAACAGAUAAUGAUGAAGCAUUACGCUUUGUCAUCCAUGAUAUUCUUCAGAAAGUGACCGUGGGACAAAGUGCCGCUUCCCUGAAGCAAACAGAGACCAAAUCAAACAACUCUUCGAUGUAUUGCGGAAAAACCAAAAUCUUUAUGACCAAUUUCAUGCUAGAACAACUUGAAGCUAGAAGAGCAGCAGUACUAUCUGAGAAAGCAUUUUGCAUUCAGUGUUGCUGGAAAAGAUUUAAGCAGAGGAAGCUAUCAAAGCAGAGAUGGUCUGCUACCAUCAUCCAAGCUGCUAUUCGUUCCUGGUUAGCAAAGAAACAUUUUCAAAGAAUGCGCAGGGCUGCUACUGUUAUAAAGCAUGCCUGGAGGAAAUGGAAAGCAAGAAUGGAUGCGCUGGCAGCAGAGGAGCUGGAUUAUGCUGACGAAAAACUCCAUUCCCCUGUUCCGGGUGCUACCGUUUCCUUAGACGGGUCACCUAGUCCACUGGAAAAGACUUGGCCUCUAAGUGCAAUAAUCCAGUUCUGGCCUCUUGGACUAGUUCUAUCUACUGCACCUGUUACAGUGGUUGGGUUUCGAAGAGACCUGUCCCUUCUGGCAUGCUUGAAAAUACUUCAUCGGAACAAUGGUUACAAAGUGGAGAGCAAUUUGUUUGGCUGUGGCAUUACCUCCAUUAGAGCACUCCCACAGGGCUCUGUCAAGUUUCAUUGCAAGAAGUCUCCACUGCCUCACGCAAACAUCAGUCCACGUAACCAAGCCUGUAUGAUUGCUGGAUUCAACCAAAUCUUACUAGAUAGGAAAAAACUGCUCACUACAUAAUGUGGACUUUUGGCCACCUUAAAUAUUUAUUGCACUUUUUCCUUCAAGGAAGGACUUCUUUCAAUUGCUGCUUCUAAAUGUUUUAAUCUCUCUACAAUAUUCCUGCAUGAGACCGAUCAAUUUAAAAAUAUCUGCUGCUACCCUGGAGUCUUGAUUUCCUCCCCCCCGUAGUCACAUAAGUAAGUAUAAGGUUACAGAUAUAUUGGUCAGUAGCACAGAUUUCUUUCUUUUUCCUACAGGUAAUAGAGGAAGUAUUAAUACCAAGAAAACACUACAGUAGGACUACAAACAGAAUCACAACAACCUUUAAUAGAACUAAAAUUUUGGGGGAAAUAAUUGAACAAAUAGCUUUAUGAUCUAAUGUAAAAUAUCCUUUCCACACUCCACUGCAUAGGGAAAAGUAAGAGGUCAACAGUGAGUUUUUCAAGAAAUCUGAACACUACUAGGUGUCAUCCAGUCUGUCAUCCCCCCUCUCCCCCCAGGAGGCAAACAUACAGCCAUUUAUCUCUAAGAGCACUAAAAUUCAGCAGGUUGCUAAUGCUUAUGAAUAAAAUGCAAUUGGUGGAGCUUAGUGCUGGACACAAUUGUCUCCGGAAAAGUGGGAUCAUCAGCUGGUCAAAUAUAUUGAGCCCAGUCUUAAAAAAAAAUUAACAUGCUGCUUUUAAGCAGUUAGAUUGUAUUGGUCCAAACUCAAAUAAAAGUAUAUAACGAGUUUCACCCUCCUGGUGCUGCUGAGGGCCAGAGCCCUUCACUGUUGCAUCCAUCCCCAGCAUUAAGCUCACAGAUUUGUGUAGGCGCAGAAGUGUUUCUUAGCAUGGGAACCUUUAGAGCGCAAGAGAGCUCAAAACGACUUUUCCCUCUUACUUGACCUAAGGCACGGAAAUAUAUGUUUUGUUAAUCUUCUCUACCUAGCAUUUUAAUAAAUGACUUGUGCAGCUCUCUGGA
Dermochelys coriacea (leatherback sea turtle) is the source of this 1765-nucleotide messenger RNA. Its product is annotated as unconventional myosin-XIX-like. Gene Ontology annotation, molecular function: actin filament binding; microfilament motor activity. Gene Ontology annotation, cellular component: vesicle; actin cytoskeleton; cytoplasm. The record is from RefSeq and is a predicted model, not a curated record. The coding region runs from base 125 to 820 and encodes 231 amino acids. Gene Ontology annotation, biological process: actin filament organization; vesicle transport along actin filament. The transcript has 5 exons. NCBI's taxonomy places the organism in Eukaryota, Metazoa, Chordata, Testudines, Dermochelyidae.